CCUUUCUAUUUAAAGAACUAUUUAAAAUAAAAAACAUCCGGGUGACCAACCCAGGUAGUAUAUCAGGACGAGCGCGCUCCCGCCUCAUGCUUUUUGUACAAAAGGUCACGUGUACGUUAGUUGAUACUUAACUGUGAAAUUCAUUAUGGAUAAAAAGUGUUCGAACUUAAGCGACAUCAGUUCAGUAGAAUCUGAUAAUGAUUUAGACCCUACAGUGCUCAAAAUUUUUGAUACUGACCAGGAAGAAGAGAGUUUUUCUGGCUUUGAGCAUGGAGAUUGUGCCAGUGUAUCUGGUUUACAAGUGCCUAAUAAUGUGGCGAAAAAAGGGUCUAAUGAUUCACGACGUGGUCGUGAGAUCACAAAACAGAAGAGUUCUGAGAAAGAAAUAGUCGCUAAGGGACCUGGAAAAGGCCCUGGAAAGAAUUUAAAAGGCAAAGCACCGUUGAAACGGAAAAAAGUAAGUGCUCCUAAAACUAAACCUAAAAAGAGUAAAGACAAUUCGUCAGAACUAUCAGAUAUGUUGAAAACAUUUUUUCAACAAUUCAGUAAUGUACAAUUGCCUGCAGGUCAGGUUCCAGGCACUAGCCAGUCCGGAAAUUUACCGGAAAUUGAUAUGCAAGGUCAAGGUGACGAUGACAAUAUUGAAGAACCUAGUGAGGGGUACGCAUAUUCAAUGCAUGAUAUUUUCUCAAGCACUGACCCAAAUGAAAACCAAAUUAUCAAUGCUGAUUCGGCAGGCAUUGAACUGCCAAGGAUAUUUGAAGAUCAGACAAAAUUUUCAGACCCCGUCACAGAAAGUUUGGCAGAGUUUGUUAACAAUGCAUGUACUCGCAAGGCGGACAUAAGUAAAUUUCUAGAGGGCAAGCAGGUCCCCAGUAAUUGCAAAUCAUUAAUUCCUCCAACUAUUAACACGGAGAUAUGGAAUUGUCUAUAUUCUAACAUUCAGCAGCGAGACAGGUCUUUACAGGAAGCGCAGAAAGUCCUGGGGCUAAGCAUUGUACCUAUGAUUGAAAUGGCAGAAAUUUUGAAGGGCAACCAGAUUGAUAUUUCAAAAUUUAAACAGCUCUUAACGCAAAGCAUUGCGUUGGCAAGUAAUGCAUUUUUUGAGAUUAACAUUAAACGGAGGUACUUCAUUAGACCCUAUGUAUCUAAAAAGUUCCAACAGUUGUGUUCUGCUUCAUAUCCUAUAGAGGAGCACUUAUUUCCUAAUGACGUUGGGAAGAGAAUGAAGGAAAUCAAUGAAGCCUCUCAAAUUAACCGUCAGGUUUGCUCCAAUUAUAAUGGUUCAAAAAACUUCAGAAGACCUUGGGGACGAGGUGGCCAGAGCAGUCAGCCCCAGGGUCCAUACAGAGGCCAAUCAUGGAGAUCCAACAGAGGCAGAGGCCGAGGCUACAGAGCCAGGGGCUCCUACAGAGGAAAGUUUUAGAAUCUAAACAUGAUAAGCCGGGUGCUACAGAAAAUCCAAGACGAUCAGUGAACAGAGUGACAUUGACGUUGGAUGAACAUUGAUUUAUGUGAUGAGUUCGUUGGAUGAACAUUGAUUUAUAUGUGAUGAGUUCGUGGGAUGGACUAUUCCGAUUGAUGAGAAAGAGACUUUAUUUAGUGCUAUGAUAGAGCAGUGCAGUAUAUAUUUGAACUUUAAUACAUUUAUUGUUUUCUGGUGGGAUAAUGUAAUUUGGGAUGAUUACUUUAUUAAAGGUUAUUGAUGGUAUUAUGUUUUAUUCAAGGCCUUUUGUAAUACGAUUUGUUGGGCUUUAAAGAUUCCCAAUUAAACACGAGAUAGCCUGGAGGCUAUA
Mytilus trossulus (common blue mussel) is the source of this 1796-nucleotide messenger RNA. RefSeq lists its product as uncharacterized. The transcript is spliced from 3 exons. Lineage: Eukaryota; Metazoa; Mollusca; Bivalvia; Mytilida; Mytilidae. The coding region runs from base 146 to 1426 and encodes 426 amino acids. The record is from RefSeq and is a predicted model, not a curated record.